CUAACACAAGUAAGCAGAAGGUAAUAUUUAUGUUUUCAAAUGUAAACAUGGCAGGAGAGUCGGUAGGGAGUGAAGAGAACGAUACUUCUGUUCAAAAUGCAAAUGUCAGGAAAAACAGAAGAGACUCAGGUAACACUGCUAAUGACAAGCCUGGUGCUCCAAAGUCCAUUAAACGGAAGCGUGAUUCGUUAGAAGUGAUCGACGACGAUGUGGAUAUCAAACCUUCCAAAGAUCAACUACGAACUCAUCGCCUAUGUCCAUACUUAGACACUAUAAACCGACAAGUUCUGGAUUUUGACUUUGAAAAAUUAUGCUCCGUAUCCCUGUCAAGGAUCAAUGUCUAUGCUUGCCUGGUGUGUGGGAAAUAUUUUCAAGGCAGAGGGACAAACACACACGCAUAUACACAUAGUGUCGCUGAAAGCCAUCAUGUAUUUCUCAACCUUCAUACUUUGAAGUUUUACUGUCUACCAGACAACUAUGAAAUUAUAGAUUCCUCGCUUGAUGAUAUAAAAUAUGUCCUCAAUCCAACAUUUACUUCAGAACAGAUUAGUGCCAUGGACACUAGUGACAAAUUAUCAAGAGCAAUUGAUGGAACAAUGUAUAUUCCAGGGAUUGUGGGACUUAACAAUAUAAAAGCUAAUGACUACUGCAACGUUAUUUUGCAGGCAUUGUGUCAUGUAACGCCACUAAGAAAUUAUUUUCUACGUGAAAUUAAUUAUGCUCGUAUAAAGAGACCACCAGGAGACAGUUCAUUCUUACUGGUACAGAGGUUUGGAGAGCUUAUGCGAAAGCUGUGGAACCCUCGUAACUUUAAGGCACAUGUUUCUCCCCAUGAAAUGCUUCAAGCUGUUGUCCUGUGGAGUAAAAAGAAAUUUCAGUUUAUUGAGCAAGGUGACCCUAUAGACUUCCUGUCCUGGUUUUUAAAUGCAUUACACUUAGCUCUGAAUGGUACAAAGAAACCUGAUUCUUCCAUUGUGUAUCGCUCCUUUCUGGGAUCGAUGAGAAUUUACACCCGCAAGAUUCCACCAAUAGAGUUGGAAGAGGAGCAGAAGAGUGCUCUAUUGCUUACAGAUGAAUAUCAAGAGAAGGUGACAGAUUCACCAUUUCUUUAUCUAACAUGCGACCUGCCACCUCCACCUCUGUUCAAAGAUGAAUUUAGAGAGAACAUUAUUCCACAGGUGAACUUGUAUACAUUGCUCCAGAAAUUCAAUGCACAAACUGAGAAAGAGUAUAAGACAUACAAAGAGAAUUUUAUGAAGAGGUUUGAAAUUACUAAGCUGCCACCAUACCUCAUAUUAUAUAUCAAGAGGUUUACGAAAAACACAUUCUUUGUUGAAAAAAAUCCAACCAUUGUGAAUUUUCCAGUCAAGAAUGUUGAUUUUGGAGAUAUUCUUACUCCUGAAGUCAAGGAGAGAUAUAACAACACAAUAUAUGAUCUGGUGGCAAAUAUUGUGCAUGAUGGUGAACCAGGCAAAGGUACAUACAGAGUACAUGUGCUGCACAAGGGAAGUGGCAAGUGGUAUGAGAUGCAGGAUCUUCAUGUCACCGACAUACUUCCACAGAUGAUCACAUUGACCGAGGCGUAUAUUCAGAUAUAUGAGCUCAGGAAGGAUUUUAAAGAUGAUUUGAAGAUGGAGGUUGUAUGACAUAAGGCAUCAAACCCUGGCACAUUUCAUAAGUUUCCGAAGCAAGUACCUUACUGAAGAAUUCUUCAUGAGAGGAAAAUGGCAUGCAACAGUUGUUCAUUGAAAUGCCAGUGUGACUUAUGUAAAUAUUGUAUUUAUAACCUGACUGAAAAGUCCCUACUCCUCUACUACAAAAACUGUAUACUGUGCAGCAAAUGUCUGUUUUCACUGCCAUUCUCUAUCUUUAUUUAUGUCUCCUGCCCGUGGGUAGACUGGUAAGUGAAACUACUCGUGUGACACAUCACCUCCAGUGCAGACACUCAAAUGAUGCCAUCAAAAGACCACUGUAUUAAAAUUAAAUAUUUUACUGAAA
This is a messenger RNA of Schistocerca nitens (vagrant locust), 1998 nucleotides long. RefSeq names its product U4/U6.U5 tri-snRNP-associated protein 2 (gene Usp39). The transcript is spliced from 11 exons. Gene Ontology annotation, molecular function: cysteine-type deubiquitinase activity; zinc ion binding. The record is from RefSeq and is a predicted model, not a curated record. Gene Ontology annotation, biological process: spliceosomal complex assembly; mRNA processing; protein deubiquitination. The coding region runs from base 30 to 1646 and encodes 538 amino acids. Lineage: Eukaryota; Metazoa; Arthropoda; Insecta; Orthoptera; Acrididae.